AUGGUGGAGAAGAAGAAGAAGAAGAAGACGGCGAAGGCGAAGGCGAAGAAGCGACGUCGAUGUUGUUGUGUGGCAGAAGACCCAAAGUUGGCCGUUCACUCCUUCAUCCUGGAUCCAUGUUUUUUUUGCCCUCGGCGGUUCAACAACAAGCUUGCCCGUCCUCUUCCCCAGACAUGGUCCCCCUAA
Trichophyton verrucosum HKI 0517 is the source of this 186-nucleotide messenger RNA. RefSeq lists its product as uncharacterized. The coding region runs from base 1 to 186 and encodes 61 amino acids. The record is from RefSeq and is a predicted model, not a curated record. The transcript has a single exon. Lineage: Eukaryota; Fungi; Ascomycota; Eurotiomycetes; Onygenales; Arthrodermataceae.